UGUCCGACGAACGGUCACAUUAGACAAGGGCCAAGAUCGGACGAACCAAAAGAAGCAACAAAAAAAAAAGAGAACGAAUAAAUAAAAACAAAAGAGGGACAGAAAAAGCGCAAAAUCAACAGAAAAGAAAAGUAAAGAGCAAAAAUUUCAAACCAAAUCGGAAGACCCCACAGGCAGCACCACGUGAUUUGUGACACGUAUGGAGCGGAGGAUGAAUCUGUCUUUCGCCGGCUGCGGCUUCUUGGGCAUCUACCACGUGGGCGUGGCCGUGUGCCUGAAGAAGCACGCGCCCCAGCUGCUCCUGGAGCGGAUUGGUGGCGCCUCGGCCGGAGCACUGGCCGCCUGCUGCCUGCUCUGUGACCUGCCGCUUGAGACAAUGGCCGCCGACUUCCUGCGGGUGGUGGGCGAGGCACGUCGUCACCCGCUGGGUCCCUUCAGUCCGUCGUUCAAUCUGCAGAGAUGCCUGCUGGAGGGGAUGCAGCGCGAAUUGCCCGAAGACGCACACCGGAGGGUCAGCGGGCGCCUGCAUAUCUCACUGACGCGUGUGCGGGAUCGGUGCAAUGUGGUGAUGUCAGAGUUCGGGUCGCGCCAGGAGCUGCUCCAGGCCCUGCUCUGCUCCUGCUUCAUUCCGGGCCUCUCCGGACUGAUACCGCCACAGGUGCGGGGCGUCCGCUACAUGGACGGCGCCUUCUCGGACAACCUGCCGCUGCUGGACGAGCACACGGUCACGGUGAGUCCCUUCUGCGGGGAGAGCGACAUCUGUCCGCGGGACCGCAGCUCGCACCUGUUCCACCUGAACCUCAACUGGGCCAACACCUGCAUCCGCAUCUCGCGGCCUAAUCUGCGACGCAUGAUGCGCAUCGUACUACCGGGCCGGGCCGAGUUCCUCUCCUCCUUUUGCCAGCAGGGCUACGACGACGCCCUGUACUUCCUCAAUCGCAACAAUCUCAUCGGACGCCUGCAGGAGUGGGACCAGUGCCAGGAGCACCAUCUGCCGCAGGCGGUGCGCGACACCAUCGCCGGCUACGGCUACACGGAGCAGGCCAAUAAGGAACUCGGUCGGUGGCUCUCACAUCCGCAGUCGGGCAUACACCUAUUCUGCAUGCCCUCCGCCCUGCUCAGCGCUGUCGCCAGACUCGCUCCGCCGCUGGCCAGUCAAAUCGUCCGAAUGAUCGGACGGCGCCUCAGCCGCUCGCUGACGUUAUGCGAGCAGCCGCACUUUGAUCUCGGCCUGCUGAUGAUGCACUGCAACUCUGUAGUUCCGAAGCCGCCGCCUCCACCACCACCGCCGCCGACGCCACGGACUCGGACACGACAGUCAAGCGAUAACGUUGACACCGGUAGAAUCAAGUUUCCACAAAUAUUGGACUCCGAGAAAUGGGAGCGGAAUAAGGGUCACUGUGAGCGUAUACGAAGCUCUGUCUCUGCCUCUGUCUCCCACCCGACACAAACCUCGCCAGAAUAGACUAGGACUCCAAUCGAUUUAUCAGUGAUGUGAUCUCUAACCGGGGGUUAAAGGAUUUCUCAAGUUUUUUUUUGUUUUAUAUUUUCUGUGAUUAUCCGGUUUCGAGUAUGUACAUAUGUAUGUAUCUCUUCCUCUUUCUCUCUUUUCUAGUACAACGAGCAAAUGUGCAAAGAAGAGCAACAAAUUGCUGACUGCUUGCUGUGAAACUGCUUGGAUAUGAUAGUUGUAUGUACAUACAUAUGUACAUAUGUGUAUAAUAAUUUGUAUUGAUUCUCAAUUCUGUGCUCGAGGGGAAAGCUCACUGCUGUGACACCAUAAAAUAUGAAUAAAGAAAAAU
Molecule: messenger RNA, 1802 nt
Organism: Drosophila obscura
Lineage: Eukaryota; Metazoa; Arthropoda; Insecta; Diptera; Drosophilidae
Gene: dob
Product: 1-acylglycerol-3-phosphate O-acyltransferase Pnpla3
Exons: 1
Coding region: 200-1465 (421 amino acids)
Biological process (GO): triglyceride catabolic process; lipid homeostasis
Cellular component (GO): lipid droplet; cytoplasm; membrane
Molecular function (GO): triacylglycerol lipase activity
Source: RefSeq, a predicted model, not a curated record